Molecule: messenger RNA, 1200 nt
Organism: Vanrija pseudolonga
Lineage: Eukaryota; Fungi; Basidiomycota; Tremellomycetes; Trichosporonales; Trichosporonaceae
Exons: 1
Coding region: 1-1200 (399 amino acids)
Source: RefSeq, a predicted model, not a curated record
AUGCCGGCCGAGAAAGACCCUUGGAAACGCUCACUAUUUUCCCCUUCCCCCGUCCCCUCCUACUUCUCAGACGAUGAAGACCUGCCUCGCGAUGGCGCCUUCAUCUCACUCGCCGCCGAGUCUGACCUCGCCAACGAGCUCGAUCUCAGCAGGCGCGAGGACCGCGCAAUCGUGACCAAGACUCCCUUCACCUUGGCAACCUUACGAGCAAAGAAGACGGCUGGGGGCAAGACUCGUUCCAAGAGUGAAGAAUCAAACCGCAUCGGCAACAUCAAGACCGCGGAGGACGCCCUCAAGCCCUCCAAACCGACCCCAGAGAAGGCCGCCAAGGCUGCGCCAAAGAAGGAUGCGUGGAAGAAUAGCACCGCUUGGAGUGACCCGAGUGGUCGAGCUAUCCUUCCCACAAACAAACCGAGGAAGAAAGCUGCUGAUGCUGGUGGUACGGGAGGGAAGGGUAAGGGGAAGAAGGCGACAGCCGCCGAUGAGAGUACUUCGGCCUCUAGCUCGAAGACCAAAGGCAAGGCGGCCAGUGACAAGAUUCAGUUCCGUCGACUUCGUAAGGACAUACACCAGGAAUGUGAGCCUCUAACCAUUCCAGCGGCCGACCUCGCACCCACGUCCGACUUUCCGAUCGUUGCAGGCUUCGAGCGACAGAAGGCGUUACCGAAGAAAACCCCCAAGCCCCCGGCGGCCAAGGUCAAGCCCAAGGCUCAGCAGACCAAGUUAAACUUCUCGUCAAAGCCUCCCGUGGACGUCAACGCGCUGGUCGUCGGUCUGAAUGGCGGUGCUGCCAAGCUCAAGCCCACCGCGAGGAAGCCGAUUCGCGUGUACUCGAGUUCCAGCGACGGCUCAAGUUCAUCCGCGUUCAGCAUUGGCAAGGUCAUCUCUACCCUUCCCCUUGACGACGAAGAUGGAGUAGUGGUGCCCUCCACCCUAUCCCGCACUCAACACACGCCUCCACUCACACGAAGCCACUCGACACCUUCACCGGAAGAGCUUUACCCUGCAGCCGGCCCCGCCACGCCUGCCCCGCGGCUCCGCCGAGAUCCCACAGCCUCCAAGGCUCCUGAUAUUGCCCUUCUCGAAGCAAUGGCGGAGAAAGGCGACAUGGGUCCGAAGUCCGGUUCGAUGUUUAGCCAGUUGAUGCCCUCGCGUCCCGAGGUGUCGUAUGGUGAGUGGGUGCUUGUGUUCUUGAACUGA